Messenger RNA from Cynara cardunculus var. scolymus (artichoke), 2097 nucleotides. RefSeq names its product F-box protein At1g47056-like. Gene Ontology annotation, cellular component: SCF ubiquitin ligase complex. The record is from RefSeq and is a predicted model, not a curated record. The coding region runs from base 15 to 1667 and encodes 550 amino acids. Lineage: Eukaryota; Viridiplantae; Streptophyta; Magnoliopsida; Asterales; Asteraceae. Gene Ontology annotation, molecular function: protein binding. Gene Ontology annotation, biological process: SCF-dependent proteasomal ubiquitin-dependent protein catabolic process. The transcript has a single exon.
CUCCUUCCACCUCCAUGGGACAAUCCUCCUCCUCCCUCUCGCCGUCGCCGCCGGGUUCAACCCACCACCUCCACCGGUCUGUUGUUCUCUCAUCAUCUUCCUCCUCAGCCGGAUCGGAGGCUCUCGCUUUCAGGAACUCCAAGGAGGAGGUUUCUAUUGAGUUUUCUGAAGAUAACAGUUCUUAUAUCGACUAUACAUCUGAAAUUCCCGAUGAUUGUUUGGCCGUAGUUUUCCAAUUCCUUGGUGCAGGCGACCGGAAGCGAUGUUCUCUUGUGUCUCGGAGAUGGCUGCUUGUCGAAGGCCAAAGCCGCCACCGACUCGCUCUCAACGCCCAAUCGGAACUCCAACCUGUCAUCCCUUCGAUUUUUUCUAGGUUUGACUCCGUCACAAAACUCUCUCUCCGAUGUGACCGCAGAUCCGUUAGUAUAGACGACAACGGAUUGAUCCUUAUAUCUCUCCGGUGCCGGAACCUCACGCGCCUCAAGCUCCGUGGUUGCCGUGAAAUUUCCGAUAUAGGUAUGGCGGCGUUAGCGAAGAACUGCAAGGAGUUGAAGAAAUUCUCUUGUGGAUCUUGUAUGUUUGGUGCCAAAGGAAUGAACGCGCUCCUCGAUAACUGUUCUUCUCUCGAGGAACUCUCGGUGAAGCGCUUACGCGGCAUCAACGACGGCGGAGCGGCGGAGCCGAUUGGUCCCGGCGCCGCUGCUAUGUCUCUCAAAUCCGUAUGUCUCAAGGAGCUCUACAACGGCCAGUUCUUCGGGCCGUUAAUCAGCGGUGCUAAGAAACUGAAAACCUUGAAAUUGCUCCGUUGCUUAGGCGAUUGGGACAGGUUGUUGGAAACGGUUGCCACUUCGGAUAAUUGUUUAUCUGAAGUCCAUCUAGAGAGGCUUCAGGUGAGUGAUAUCGGUCUCUCGGCGCUAUCCAAUUGUUCAAAUUUGGAAAUUUUGCAUAUUGUGAAGACUCCAGAAUGCACUAAUACUGGGGUUAUCGCCAUUGCUGGCCACUGUAAGUUUUUACGGAAGCUUCAUAUUGAUGGUUGGAAGACAAAUAGGAUAGGAAACGAGGCUUUGAUUGCCAUUGCAAAACAUAGUGCCAACCUUCAAGAAUUGGUUCUAAUUGGGGUUAAUCCUAGCUCGAUUAGUUUGGAAGCCAUUGCUAUAAAUUGUCAGAAAUUGGAAAGAUUAGCCCUUUGCGGAAGUGAGACGAUAGCUGAUGGUGAGAUUUCUUGUAUUGCAUCAAAAUGUGUUGCGUUAAAGAAGCUUUGUAUCAAGGGGUGUCCAGUAUCCGAUGAAGGGAUCGAAGCUUUUGCUUGGGGUUGCCCUAAUUUGGUAAAGAUUAAGGUGAAGAAGUGUAGAAAUGUGACAUUUGAAGUUGGGGAUUGGCUUAGAGCUAGAAGGGGAUCGUUGGUGGUCAAUUUGGAUGCGUGUGCAGUCGAAACCGAAACCGUGGAUGCAAGUGCUAGUGACAGUGGUGCACCAGAGGAUCCAGUUGGGUUUCCGCCGAUGAUGAGCCAUGCGGCUGUGGCUCAACCUGACCAUCUGGCUAGUAGCUCUAGUAGUCGAGCUUCCGUUUUCAAGUCAAGAUUUGGGCUUUUUGGAGGUAGGGGUCUUGUCACUUGCACUCUCAGAAGGUGGUCAAAUGGUAAUAGCAGUUCCAAUGGCACCUCAUGAACUGUAACCUUACUUUCUAAACAACACUUGCAUUGAUCAACACUUGCCUUUUUUCAUGUUAAUUCUGAUUUUUAUUCAAUCACACUGCAAUUUAUUUGGUGCUUGAACUUUGUUUUGGUUUUCUUGCACUUCCAAAUGACAAAGUCAUCCACCAAAAUGAUAGCCGUAUUCGGUGGUUCAUCUUGGUGUCUUGUCUCUUCAAUAUGUUACUCUUUUUUCAAAUUUCUCUUGGUUUCUUUCACAAAUUUCUCUUGGCAUUGUGCCCAAAACUUGUAAUGAGUUAUGAAUAUAUGUUGACUUUGUAUUUCAUUUUCUUACAUACAUACAUGAUACAUCUAUCUUAUUUUGCAUGUUUCCCUGUCGGUUUAGUUCCUUUUUUGAUCUUGUUAUGUUCUUGUUUCUUGAAUGUUAAAUGGAAAGCUUUUGACCC